CAGAUCUGGAGUGCAGCACGCAGAGAGAGAGAGAGAGAGAGAGAGAGAGAGAGAGAGAGAGCGCUCCCCGUUCCGGUCCUGCAGCUCCUGCUUCUCUAAAUGCCACCGGACGCCGACGGCUGCCUGGGUCCGGACGGACGGACAGCGGUACCAGUGCGCGGAGGGCUGAUCGGGAACAUGGCGGCGGAAACAACAGCCUGCCGGGCACCUUAGCGACCACAGAGCCUGGGACUGAAGGAGGGAGAGAGAGAGAGAGAGAGAGAGACGGAGGAGCAUCACUUUACACAGAGGUGAUGAGGGAAAACCUGAAGGCAGGAGCCAGUUUCUAAGCAACAACAACAGAAACACAGCGUGCAGUACCACACACCAUGGGCUACAAGAUCCCCGGGGCAGCGAUGGACAGAGUCAGCCUGUUGUGGCGUCUGAGGCGUCGGGCUCGCCGUGGAGCACUCUGCAUGGCGUUCUUCUGCGUCUCUAUGGCUCUGCUCUAUGCUCUGUGUGCUGAAAACAGCGUGCCUGUCACUGAUGCCAUCUUCGGUGUCCGGGCCCGGACCAGGGCUCAGCCCCGUGCACACUCUGCCAUCAAGGUGCUGCGAGGUGGAGCCAAACCCAUGUAUAUCGACCCUCAAAAGCUCCCGGGUGUCAUCCCAGGUGACCCUAAUCGUCCAAUCCCUGUCCUCUCCUCUCCAAACCACACCCACGAGGACUUGACAUCAAAGUGGAGGUCGAGAGAUCGUGAUUCCACAGGGUUCUUCACUCGCCUGCUGCCUCGUCCCUUCACCCGUGCCCUGGAGACGCUGUUUGGAGGCCGGCGGAGGGGGGAGCUGAGUGGCAAAGGGGGGGAUGCAGAGUUUUUUGGACCUCAUGGGAUUCUGGGAGAGGUGUGGGAUGAUGAGAUGUCCAGCAGCAUGCUGGGAAAUAGACUGAAGAAAGUGGUACAGAAUUAUCAGGCGACAAAUAAGUACGGAGUGAAGAUCUCAGGCCCUGGUGGUGUUCCCAGCAGACCAAAGCUCAGUGCUCAAGCGCUUCUCUGUCAAUUUAAAGACAAGGUAGAGCUCAUGACUUUGACUCCUGACCUACAGCCCUUUGCAUCUCUGCCUUGGGCCUCCCAGCUGCCGCCGAAGCCCUUGACCUCUGACCUCGGACCAUACAAGACGUGUGCCGUGGUGUCAUCAGCAGGGUCUCUCCGCAACUCUGGACUUGGCAAAGAGAUCGAUUCACAUGAUGCUGUGAUGCGGUUUAACGCUGCACCAACAGGCAGCUAUGAGAAAGAUGUCGGCAGUAAAACGACCAUCCGUCUCAUCAACUCACAGGUGAUGGCGUCUGAUGACCAUCGUUUUCUGUCCAGUUCUCUGUACAGCUCAGGCAUCCUGGUGGCCUGGGACCCUGCCCCCUUCUCUGCUGACCUGUCACAGUGGUACAACAGGACAGAUUACCCCAUCUUCACCCAGUACCAGAGGUACAGAAGGCUUCAUCCCCUGCAGCCUUUCUACAUCCUGCACCCACGCUUUCUGUGGCAAGUGUGGCAACGAAUUCAGGACAACAUGGCUGAACCCAUCCAGAAGAACCCACCCUCCUCUGGACUGCUCGGCACGGUCCUUAUGAUGUCACUUUGCGAGGUGGUUCACAUUUACGAGUUCCUGCCGUCCCGUAGGAAGACGGAGCUUUGCCAUUACUACCAGCGUUUCUAUGACGCCGCCUGCACGCUCGGGGCCUACCACCCCCUGCUCUACGAGAAGAACCUGGUCAAACGCAUGAACCAGGGGCCUGACCGCGACAUCUACGUCCAUGGACGCGUCAAGCUGCCUGGGCUCAGCAUGAUAAACUGUACCCAGGCCUCUGGAGGUGGCCCUGAGCACUGACUGCAGGGACCACAAAGGCCGGCAGUGAAGCAAAGCACACAAACACAUACAAAGACACACACAGUAUAAAGCAGAAUGUGAACCCUGCAUGAAGAACACACAACAAAAACUAAAUGAGGACACACACAUGAAAAGUUCAUACUCACUGCCAUACAAAAGCAUAGCUGUGCCACUCACUAUAAAUAUUACAUGUUGUUACCACAGGCUAUGGUAAAUGUACCACACAAACACACACACACUGGAUCCAAUCAGCUGAUAGACAUGCCUGCUGUACACACAUACAUACAUACAUACAUAUCCUUAAAAGGACAUUCCAUGAUAUUAAUUUCUUUACUAAAUGAACCCAAAUCAUUACCGUUAAAGGACCAUACUGUUGCUUUUUGAAGUAAUAAUUGGUGCCAAGCAUUUUCUACAGAGCAUACUGUGAAAAAAUAGGAUCUGCAGAAAAAUUAGCAUUCAAAGAAAACCCUGCGUAAUAUUUGGUUUAAAUGUCCAGAUGUUUUAAGACUGAUAGUAUGAGUUCUGUUUGGAAUAACACUACAGAGAAGGAAAAUUAACUUCUAUGAAAGAAGAGUAAAAAUCACACACACACACUAUAUAUAUAUAUAUAUAUAUAUGCAGAAGAAAAAAAUAUGCAGAAGAAAAAAAAACAUCCCUUCAAGCUGAAGAACGGCAACAGAAUGCUCCACUUCUUCUGCUCUGUUUGUUACAGUUAGGUGUUAAUGUGACCUGUAGCAAAACCCUCUGACAGCACUGUGCAGCCUCGAAAACCAUUUAAUUCACAUUUUUUAUUGGAAACACAUCUAUUGUUGACAAAUCUCUGUGCUUCUUAUUGUUAAUAAGUCACUUUAAAAUCUAUUUUGGUUUUUAAUUGAAAUUUUCUGAAUUAUCACCAGCUUUAUCUUUUAAGCCAAUGUUUUUUAUGUCAACUUGAGAGACUGUUUCCUUGAAACUAUGGCAAAAAAUGUUUGAAAAAAUUAUAAAUUUAGAUGUUGUAUGUCCCGAACAUUAAAUAAUAAAAAAAAAACAACAGUAUGGUCAUUCAGAUGGUUCUACAUGCACGCUAACAAAAGCCAUCACAGGAGAAUGAACUAGUGUGUUCCCUUACUUUACAGACCAUGGAAAAACAAGGCCUGUAACCUUUCAAAUCUGUGUUUAUACUGUAAUGUAUUAGCUGUUCCAUUUACAUUUUUAGCAUACUUUCUGUUUUGGCAUGCUAAAUCCCUGUUUGACUGCCAAUACCAUGAUACUAUUAUUAGAGCGAGGACCAAUCUGAUUCAGUGCUUUUCAUCAACAUUGGUUGAAAUUGGACUCUAGGUCUUUUAUAACUGAAUUCAGUGGAAGUCAAUGUUCAAUGUUCAGUGCAAGAAAUGUUUCGUCAAUGUAGCACAAUGUGCAACAACACUAAUGCAGUUCUCAAUUUUCUAAGCUCCAAUCCAUUUUUUUAGAAAGUCAAAAUGCUGUUCAAGUUUUAAAAUUAUUUUGCUGAAAGUAAUGGCUCCUAUUCCACAUGGGGAAAGGGAUAAAGAUGUCAGAAAAGCCCAUCAUUUAUAUACAUAUAUGUACUGUAAAAUGACAAUACAGCUGCUUUGCUUUGGUUUUCACAUCAGGUUAAGUGGCUUAAGUUUGGAUUUUGUCUAGUUUUUAGGGUUUGGAAAAGACUUCUCCAGGCAGCUGGCAGUGUAGACUGGCACUCUUAAAACUAGCAGUGUGUUCUGCUCCAAACUGCAUUUGGUGUGAUUUCAAUCCUCACUUUAUUAAGAGUGAGAGCACAGUGACUUCAUCAGUAGCAUUGCACUUAGUUGCAUGACAGAGUGACAGAAAUAGCCGCAUACAGAAUGAAAAUGGAGAAGCAAGUGUCAAGUGUCACAUUCUUCGUUCUCAUGUCCACAGAGGAACACUGAAUGAACACUGUCCACCUUUUGUCACUUUGGAAAAAGUUGGAGAAAUGGUUUGGUGGUGUUAAAUAGUGUCCACAUGAUCUGAAAAAGCCGGCGAGUCACAGUAGAGACAGAUGUGAUUCACCAUUUGGACAAAACAAGAGGUAAAGCUCUUCGUAUUGAGGAAACUGUACAACAGCUGUGUGGUUUUUAAAGGUUUCCUGGACAGAGGGCGGGGCUUUCUUUGUGUUGGGCUGCGCUAUGCAUGACUCAGUACAUCUAAUGCACAGACACAUGAAACUGAGGUCUGUCCCCUCCUCUUUUCUUGACUCUUGAGAUUUCCCAAAAUGCAGGUGUGUUUCUUUCUGAAACCCUUGAGUGUUAUACAGAGACGCAGCUGCCCUCGUCAUGAUCACUGACCCUGCAUGACUGCCCGUCCACUGCCUCCACAGAACUGUACCAUGGCCUCCUCACACAUGCAUCUGCACACGUCUUCAAACAUAGAAGAAAAUACUGCCCGUGGGUGAGUCCUAACCUCGUAUCUAUCUUACCAGUGAUCCAACAAAGUGUCAGUCCAGUAAAAUACCUAAAGUAAACCAACAGCCAGCAGGUUAUUUUGUAUCCACAUUAUCCAACCUGUAGCAACCUAUUCCUAAUAAUCUUUUUAUAAUUCUUAUAUCUUGUAUAUAUUACAGCAGUAAUGCCCAGGAAGGCUGCCUUUAGUGAGAUUGUGAGACUCAGCAAUGCAAAGCACGACUAACUAAACUGUUUUCUGGAUUUGCUGCUACAAAAUUAACCAAGAUUUGAAGUAGUUUCAUGUUAAGGUAUGUGCCGGAUACUUCCUACCGUGACCUGGCUGAUUCCAAAUGCCCACCCUCCACACUUACGAACUAAGCCCUCAGGGAUUUCAGUCUUAUGUCAUUAAGUGUGUGAGGGUAAUGACCUGCUGGGAUUGUGUGCGUUCUAUGAGUUAUUACACGAACCCUCACCUGUUUUUAUAGGAUUCUAUAAGUCUAAGGGCUUCAG
Messenger RNA from Sphaeramia orbicularis (orbiculate cardinalfish), 4768 nucleotides. It is a transcript of the gene st6gal1, whose product is annotated as ST6 beta-galactosamide alpha-2,6-sialyltranferase 1. Gene Ontology annotation, cellular component: Golgi apparatus. Gene Ontology annotation, molecular function: beta-galactoside alpha-2,6-sialyltransferase activity. Gene Ontology annotation, biological process: sialylation. The transcript has 10 exons. Bases 369 to 1862 code for a protein of 497 amino acids. NCBI's taxonomy places the organism in Eukaryota, Metazoa, Chordata, Actinopteri, Kurtiformes, Apogonidae. The record is from RefSeq and is a predicted model, not a curated record.